This is a messenger RNA of Microdochium trichocladiopsis, 1526 nucleotides long. Its product is annotated as exoribonuclease family protein. Gene Ontology annotation, biological process: U5 snRNA 3'-end processing; nuclear mRNA surveillance; TRAMP-dependent tRNA surveillance pathway. Bases 346 to 1407 code for a protein of 353 amino acids. The record is from RefSeq and is a predicted model, not a curated record. The transcript has a single exon. Gene Ontology annotation, cellular component: nuclear exosome (RNase complex); cytoplasmic exosome (RNase complex). Lineage: Eukaryota; Fungi; Ascomycota; Sordariomycetes; Xylariales; Microdochiaceae.
CGCGCUGGCUGCACCGUAGCAUUUGCUUCCCGCUCACGCACGACGGGGCGCCACCACCACCACCAAGCACAAGCAUUGGCCGCCCAGCCAACCCACUCCCCGGGCUAAAUUUUAGACAGGACAGGCUCAAGUCUGGAAGCACCUGCACCCAACAUCGACGCCCAGUUUCUGCACUUCUCAUCCACCCAGGCCGACUUCAACCAACAUCCACGGACAGCCCUGCCUCGUAGACAAGGACCUGCACCAGCUGUACCGCCGUGUCGUCACACCACUUUUGGGACUACAGCGGGGCCGCUCUGCGACUUCGCCGACGAGUCAUCUCUCCAUCCCCAGCACUCGCUUGAGAUGGCCGCCGCCGCCAGCACUCUGACGCUCUCGAGCGCAACGUUUGCCAAGCUCUCCCCUCAUCCCUACCUACUCGCCAAUCUCCAGCCAUCCGACUCGUCGAUACCGUCUGCCCGCACCAAUGGGCGCCAGCCUCGUCAGGCGCGGCCUCCCUUCAUCAAUUCCUCAUCUCUGUCCCACGCCCAUGGCAGCGCGGUCGUGAGGACAGGCGACACCACUGUCAUCUGCGGCGUCCGGGCAGAGACGCUCCUGACAAACCAGAUUCCCAACUACAGAGUACAGGCAAAGGACGGACUGGCCUCGUCGAACACAAACGAACUCCGAGACUAUGACCUGCUCGUACCAAACAUCGAGCUGGCCACUGGCUGUGCCCCGAACUUCCUGCCUGGCGUCCCCCCGACAGCUAUCGCUCAGACGCUCAGCACACGCGUGUACUCCCUCCUGCACUCAUCGAAGCUGCUCGAUGCUGCCGACCUGAGAAUCACUUACCAGAAUAAGGAUCUGCCUCCCAGGCUCGAAGGGAAGCAGGAGGAGGAGGAGAGGGGACAGGACGUUGCCCAUGGCAAUGACGGCGCCGGGGACAACUCGACGCAAGGCGAAGUCAAGGCAUACUGGGUGCUCUACAUUGAUGUGCUCUUCAUCUCGCUCGACGGCAAUCCGUUUGAUGCCGCCUGGGCCUCGAUUGUCGCUGCACUGCGAGACACGAAGCUGCCCAAAGCGUUCUGGGACCCAGACCGUGAGAUGGUCUUGUGCAACCGCGAGGCAAGCCCGCUGACGGUUCGAGGCCUCCCCGUCGCCAGCACGGCCGCCGUGUUCACUGCCAAGGAGCGACAGCAGCAGAAGAAGGGCAGCGGGCAGUUUUGGAUCCUGGUAGACCCGGAUAGGUUGGAGGAGAGCCUGUGCCACGAGUCUGUGACGGUUGUGGUCGACCGCUCCCAGGGAGAGACUGAGGUUCUGGGACUUUCAAAGAGUGGAGGUACCAUUGUUGGGCCUGAAGUGCUGAGGAGGUUUACGGCAAUUGCAGAGGAGAGAUGGGAGGAGUUCGAGAAGGCUUUGUCAUGAGCGGCGAUUGCCUUGGCAGGAUCAAGGGAGCGAUUCAGGAAGUAGAUGGACUAGACCCACUCUGGGGAGAAGAAAUGAUACCCAUCGCGCGCGCAGAAUUGCGUGACAGCCUGGCCGGA